UGUGUACAGCCGAUUUAUCUUUAGAUUUAACAGCUGAAACAAUUACUUUAUCAUCACUGACUGAUGUAUCGCAGAUUCCUAAAUAUAUAGGUAAACAACCUGUUUUCAUCGUCAAAAUGGAGUCUUACAUAUUUCUUGUUUCUGUUCUGUGUUUAUUGGUAGUAAAAGUAAACUGUAGAUGUUACAAAUUAGAAGAGUCUCAAAAUCAGUAUCUGGCUUAUGAAAGUACCGGCAUCGAUUUUACUGAAAGUUCUAACUUUCAGUUAUCUUUCAAAACAACUAAAGAAAAUGGCUUGUUGUACUACUCUGAAAGCGAAUAUCGAGACGAUGACGCACCUUUAGAUUAUGAAGGGUUGUACCUAUAUGAAGGGAUCCUACAUUACUUUAUAUUCAAUCCAACUAUAUAUGGUGGUGGAUUUUCAAGAGGAGCUCAUGUCAAAACUGAUUAUGAAGUUAAUAACGGAACAUGGAUUACAGUUGAAUUCUUUAGAAAUAAAGAAGGACAAAUGCCAGGCGCUUUCUCUGAUAGUAACCCCGUUACGGUCGAGCAAACUGGUAUCAUUGUUAAUGGCGACAAGUUUGUAUUUGAUGGUACCAUUGACAAAAUGGAUGUAACUGAUCAGAAAUUAUAUAUUGGUGGUCAUGUAGACUUGGCUGUCCGGAUUGAUAAACAGGGCAAACUGGGAAGUUUCGAUGGCUACAUAGACAUGUUUAAAGAUUUGAAGUCCAACACAGAACUGGAUCCUAAUGAACCAGGACAACUCUUCGAAUCGAAAGAAUGCGAUAGAAACUCUCCACUUCCGUAUGCUUAAGAUAUAACUGUUUAAUUAUUGUAACAUCCGGUCCGUGAUUGAAAAUUUCAAAAGUUCGUAUCAGCUGAUGUGGAUAGACACUGGUAUCAAUAUAAUACAGAUUGUUGUAACCGAGUUAUAUGGUUAUAGAUUCAGAAUCCAGUUUAUAAAGAUUUAUGCUUUUA
This is a messenger RNA of Mytilus californianus (California mussel), 976 nucleotides long. RefSeq lists its product as uncharacterized. Bases 117 to 812 code for a protein of 231 amino acids. The transcript is spliced from 5 exons. The record is from RefSeq and is a predicted model, not a curated record. Lineage: Eukaryota; Metazoa; Mollusca; Bivalvia; Mytilida; Mytilidae.